Molecule: messenger RNA, 3022 nt
Organism: Tigriopus californicus
Lineage: Eukaryota; Metazoa; Arthropoda; Copepoda; Harpacticoida; Harpacticidae
Product: protein OS-9-like
Exons: 6
Coding region: 523-2844 (773 amino acids)
Biological process (GO): endoplasmic reticulum unfolded protein response; retrograde protein transport, ER to cytosol
Cellular component (GO): endoplasmic reticulum lumen
Source: RefSeq, a predicted model, not a curated record
GAGUGAGCUCUCAAAAUUUGAAGAUAACGUCAUCUACCUUUCCCGCUUCAAUGUCCCAAUAUCCAAAUUGUUCUUUCAACUAGCUUGCUUUUGUGUUGCUUUGUGAUACAAUGAUAAUGAUGAUGGCUCUAAAGAAUGCUAUAGCACUCUUGAUCCUCAAACAUGCAUUAUCUUGACAUUAAAAAAAACAUCUAUUUUUUAUAUGUGUGAUCAUAUUUUGGCAACCCUGGUUUUACUCUAUGGUCUCUCCAAAAAAAGUCAGCUUUUUUUUCUGCCGCAACUGUUUUGAUCGAUCGAUCGAUCGUUCCUUCGUUCCUUCGUCCUUUGGUCUUGCGUCUCUUAUCUGUGUUUGGGUCGUUUGUGUCGUUUGUGCCUACGGUGUCUACCUCCAGAUCCUUCAAAUCUGGGCUGGUCCCUCCCUCCACCUACUGAGAAGGGAGACUAAAGCAGGGCACUCACGUAUUCCGCACCGGUCAGCCUGUUUCCAGAGGCGUGGUACUUGGCCAGAUAAUCAGGACCAGGAUGGCCACCGUCGGGAGCUUGUGGACUGGCUUGUGGGGCGUUCUAAUAACCGCAGCCGUUAGCGGCGCUCACGAGGCCCCCACAGCCGGCGACUGGCCCAGUUUGGGUUGGCUGAAUCGAUACGAGUUGGAAAACAUUCACUACCACAUCGAUAUCCAAGGCACGCCCAUAUCCGAACAAUCCAGUGGCUCCAACGUUCCGGAGAGUCAAGCUCAAGAAGAUAUCGUGCCCAUUAUCAAUAAAUUCGGCCAACGAUACCAUUGUCGGGUGCCGAUGAUGGAAACCCCCACCACCCAUCAGAACACAGGCUUAGAGAGUGGGCCCAAUGGACCCGUGGUCGAGAUCCCGCCCCAGGAUAUCCAUCAGCUCUUGACCCCCUUGGCCAAAGCUCCGUGUUUGUUGCGGACAAAAGACUGGUGGACCUAUGAGUUCUGUUACGGCAAGAGUGUCCGACAGUUCCACAUGGAAGACAAUCGGCCAUCGGGCAAAAUCAUGUCAUUGGGGCAAUACGAUCACGAUUAUGAAUGGAAAGAAGGCGAAGGGGUGGCUGGGCUGAAGCAUCACAGUCAGUUCUAUUUGAAUGGCUCGGCUUGCGAUUUGACAGGGUCAUUGCGACAAACUGAAGUUCGGUUCAUCUGCAAUUCGGAUGCUAUCGUGGAUGCGAUUGUGCAAGUGGAUGAGCCCGUGUCGUGUGAAUACGUGCUGACUGUCGCCACCAGCAAGAUCUGCUCGUUUCCCCAAUUGAAACCUCCGCCCGUGAUCGAGCCGCAACCCAUUGUAUGCUCGCCCGUUUUAACCGAGCGUGAAUACGAAAAGUACUUGAAAUUCGAAGAAGCUCAACAGAAACUGCAGAAGAAGAAAGCCUUGGCCAAUGCGGCCAAACAGAAAAAGAAGAUGUUGGAAGUGCUGAAAGACGAAGAUCUGUCCGGUUUCGAUGUCGAUAGUGAGGAGGGCUUCGCGAUCAUGGAGGAAAUGGUACAAAUGAGAAUGGCCGACAAGUUGGCCUCUGAGCUGAAAAGCAUGUUGACCUCUCCUUCAUCCGGCUCGUCAUUUGAGACCUUGGGCCAAAAUGGAUUCACCUUCAAGCGGAUCUUUGCCGAUGAUCUGUUUGAUACGAGUUCCAAAAGAGUCCUAGUGAAUAAAGAAAACUAUUUGGCUUUGAUGAAAUCUGUCUUGGCAGAGAAAAAAUCCAAACGAAUUUUCAAAGACCUGAACCCAGAAGAUGCCAGUGACUCCCCGGCUAAAAUGAAAUUUCUUACUCAAUCACAAGAUGAGCACGACCAAGACCAGGAGUAUCUGGAUAUGGAGAGGAAAAUCCGCAGUGAUUUCACUACUCCAGAAGAGAUGCACCAGGAGUUGGAUAAGGUCAUCUCAACCUUGGAUCCCGAAGAGCAAAAUAAAAUUCGCGCCUUUACCAACAGUGAGGAAUUCAAAAAGGAGAUCGAAGCUUCAUUCAAGGAUAUAGUCGAAGAAACUGAGCAAGAGAUUGGUCUGAAGUUGAAUUCAGAGCCCAAUCCCGUGAUUGAAGAGUAUUUGUCAACGGUCAAGGACCUGAUGAGUAAAUUAGACCAGACCUCGAACAAAAUCAAUGACAUGACUGAAGAAAUCACCUCUCUAGACGAGGAGGUUGAUGAAAAAGAAGACGAGAUUGAUAGCUUGAAAGUUGAGGAUCUGGAUGACCUUGAGAUGGAAACAUUCAUGCAAGAAAGCCUUAAGCGCGACAACAAGCGAUCAGUUAAAAAGGAUUUGAGUCGUCAAUUCGGGGAAGAACCGGAAGACGAUGCACUUGUUCCUCAAGAAGGUGAAGAAGAACGAGUGGACCUUGGAGAUGAGGAACCAGAGCCCGUGAAAAACAUUCAAAUCAAAGUGACGGAUAUCAAUCCAAAGCAAGUAUCUGGAUUGAAGGGAUCGCCCAGUAGUGAGAAAGUCGCAAAACGUCUGGAAUCUGCCAUCAAAGACAAGUUGGUCAAAGCUGGAUUCGACUCUGGAGGUCGACAAAUUGAGGUCAAACUCGUGACUUCGGCACAUAUACUUGAUGACUUUUCCGACGAGUCCGAUUCUAGCCAGAAUAAUGUCCCGGAAGAUCCAGAGAGUCAACAACAGUUUCAAAAUAUGCUUUACAACCUCAUGAUUGGUAACCAUGCGGGCUAUGACGACAUUGAUAGUCAGCGCAAGUCCGAGAAGAACUAUAAAUUCGCGUGGAAUGACGCAGAGUUUAUGAGCACUAUAGAAGAGCCCGUGGAUGACCUUAUCUCGUCGGACACUUCUAUGGCUUCCUCUUCCUCAUCUUCAAUCUCGUCCAGCGAUUCGCCUUCAGAUUAGUAUCGACCAAUUGUUUAACUUAAGAAAUUCAAUCCGUUUCUUAACUACCUGUGAUAUUUCACCUUGUUCCCCCGCCAACACCCACCAUAUCUGUUUAUGCCAAGGGAUUGUUGGUAAAGACCAGUGAUCAUUCCGGCUAGCAUUUUUUCAAUGUCUAAUACACGCUAUUACAUGUUUA